Messenger RNA from Cydia strobilella, 2678 nucleotides. RefSeq names its product glutarate-semialdehyde dehydrogenase (gene Ssadh). Gene Ontology annotation, biological process: GABA catabolic process. Lineage: Eukaryota; Metazoa; Arthropoda; Insecta; Lepidoptera; Tortricidae. The transcript has a single exon. The record is from RefSeq and is a predicted model, not a curated record. Gene Ontology annotation, molecular function: succinate-semialdehyde dehydrogenase (NAD+) activity. Gene Ontology annotation, cellular component: mitochondrion. The coding region runs from base 160 to 1680 and encodes 506 amino acids.
UUAUUGAGAUUCAUAUUAUGUGAGAUAAAAUAACUAAAUUGUUCUCGAUUGAACAUUUAUAACUCACUAGUUAAAGCGGUGACGUCUGGAACUCGGCACGCUUGUGUGUUUUGUCGUGUCUGUAUCGUUAUCAGUCCAGUGUACCUAUAAGCUGCUAUAAUGGACCUGUUACGAUUCAGUGCUGUGAGGCAUCUACAGUUGUUUACGACGAGUUAUAGAAGUAUGCAUCUUUUAAAAAAGGAAGCGUUUGUUAACGGAGAAUGGCUGCGCGCGGCGAAUAAUGCUGUGUUUCCUGUGACCAAUCCCGCUGAUGACACUGUGAUUGCAGAGGUGCCCGACAUGGGUGAACAGGACGCUAAAUUUGCGGUCGAUGUCGCUUCCAAAGCAUUCAAAAUAUGGAGAGAUUCAACUGCAAGGGAACGAGCGAGUAUUCUUCGAAAAUGGAAUGACCUCUGCUUGAAAAAUAUUGAUCACCUUGCAGAGGUAUUGACAGCUGAAUCAGGAAAGCCAUUGGCGGAAGCAAAGGGUGAAGUUAUAUAUGGAACAUCUUUUCUCGAUUAUUUUGCAGACACGGCGCGCCAUGUUACUGGAGAAAUUAUUCCAAGUCCCUGGCCAAAUAAGCAGAUCCUUGUGACAAGGCACCCAAUCGGGGUAGUAUCAAUCAUUACACCCUGGAAUUUUCCCUUCGCGAUGAUUACUCGUAAAGUGGGGGCACUCAUGGCUGCCGGUUGCACUUGUGUCAUCAAACCAUCAGAAGAUACCCCUCUGACAGCUCUAGCGGCAGUGGAACUAGCUAUUCAAGCCGGUGUGCCUAAAGGUGUUAUUAAUGUGGUCACAUCUAGCAGAAAUAAUGCUGCCAGUGUUGGCAAAGUUCUGUGCGAGCAUCCUGCUGUUGGUUGCAUUUCAUUUACUGGCUCCACCAAUGUUGGAAGAAUUCUUUAUGGAAUGGCUGCAAAAGGCAUCAAAAGAGUGUCUUUAGAGUUGGGUGGUAAUGCCCCAUUUAUUGUUUUCCCUAGUGCUGACCUGGAAAAUGCUCUUGACCAAGCUAUGUUAGCAAAGUUCAGAAAUAAUGGGCAGGCAUGCGUUGGAGCUAAUAGAUUCCUAAUACAUGAGAGUGUGUUUGACAAGUUUGUAGAAGGCUUCAAGAGUCGCAUUGGAAAGAAGUGUAUCCUCGGGCCCGGAACCAAGGAGGGGGUGACUUGUGGGCCACUUAUCAACAAAAUGCAAGCUGAUAAAGUCUCUGGCCUUGUUGAUGAUGCAGUAUCAAAAGGAGCAAAGGUUGUGCUUGGUGGAAAAAUUGCUAAUGAAUUAGGCAACAAAUUCUAUGAAUCUACUUUGAUAGUUAAUGUGACACCCAGUAUGGCAUUAUACCAUGAGGAGGUGUUUGGGCCUGUGGCUGUUUGUUACAAGUUUAAAGAUGAAGCGGAGGCUCUUGAGGUUGCUAACAGCACUAGAAGUGGCUUGGCUAGCUAUGUGUUUACAAAAGACCUCGGCCAAGCGUUCAGAAUGUCUCAAAAAUUGGAAUUUGGAAUGGUUGGAAUCAAUGAUGGAAUAUUGUCUGCGGCUGAGCCACCUUUCGGAGGCAUUAAAGAAUCUGGAAUUGGCCGAGAGGGAAGCAAGCAUGGUGUUGAAGAAUACACCGAUAUCAAAUACACUUUGAUGUCUGCCUUAGAUAAAUAAAGUAUAUCUUGUUGAGUUUAUGUGCCAUAUUAAUUUAGGUACUGAAAUUUGUUGCUUUGUUUAGGUGUUAUUGUAUACAUAUAAACUAUAAUGUUGAUAAUAUUGUUUACAACUUAUUUUAUCUAUGUAUAAAAAUAACUUUGAAUACCUAUUGGAUACUCAGCUCAGGUAUAUUUUGUGUUCUUUUUUCACUAUAGUAUAAGUAUACAUAGGAGUUAUCUCUGUGAACCAUUCCAGUCUUCCAGAAAAUGUGAUUUAGAGGUAAAUGGAAAUACGUGUGGAAUUCAAUAUUUCAAUAGGCAUAACUUAGCCAGCUUAGUUUGUAAGAUGGUAUGUUUUAAUUGUAGUUUUAAUGUUCCUAUUGGCAGUUUAAUAAAAUCGCAUGUAAUCAGUAAAUAGGCCAAAAAUCAUACCUAUAAAUAUACCUGCCUAUCUAAGUAAUACUGGAUAUGUUACUCCUAUUAUUUAUUAAUUGUACAAAUGCGUACCAUAGGUAAUGAAAUUUGUAUGCAUUUAAAAAAAUCUUAUCUGUUAUGUGUAUUUAUUUUGUAACGUAGCUCUAUUUAGAAAAGCCGGCACAUGACAUUUCAUAUACAUUUGGUGCAUUUUUUUAUCAUAAUUUAAAGAUUGUAAAGUAUGCUGCAGAAACAACUGACCCCCUGCAUAGAAAUUCAGCAUUAUAUAGAUUUGUUACCAUAGGAACGUUCGUUACGAUAUAUUUAGCCACUUUGACUGUAACUAUCUAAUUUAUACCGACUGUACCUAGUUACAUACAAUAAUUCAGUCAAACAUCAACAUUUAUUCACCAAAUAGGCCACAAGGGCAACUUUUACACGCCAACAUUGAAUUUACAUACAAACAAAAUAAUAAUAAUAAUACAUUAACAAUUAUAAUAUACAAUUAACUGCAACUACCAAUUCAAACUAACGUAUUACAAUUACUUAGAGAUGUAUAAGGUAUCUUAAUGUCGAAUUACAUAAAAAACUAUAAUAAUAAUA